Messenger RNA from Betta splendens (Siamese fighting fish), 983 nucleotides. Its product is annotated as low choriolytic enzyme-like. NCBI's taxonomy places the organism in Eukaryota, Metazoa, Chordata, Actinopteri, Anabantiformes, Osphronemidae. The record is from RefSeq and is a predicted model, not a curated record. The coding region runs from base 1 to 753 and encodes 250 amino acids. Gene Ontology annotation, biological process: proteolysis. Gene Ontology annotation, molecular function: zinc ion binding; metalloendopeptidase activity. The transcript has 7 exons.
AUGUGCUGUACAGACGUUGCUACAGUUGAGGAAAAGUCCAAUCCCCUUUCUGUUGGUGCCCUGCUGGAGAAGGCCAACAGAAACCGCAUCCCUGAACCUGAUGAGCCCACUCUGAUUGGAGGAGACAUUGCCAUCAAAUCAGAGAACGACAGAAACGCAGACCCAUGCACCUCGUAUGGCUGUAUGUGGGGAAAAUGGAGCGAUGGGAUGGUGUACAUUCCUUACUACAUUGCCAACCACUACAGCUCCAGGGAGCAGGCCAUCAUCAUUCGUGGACUGGAGUCCUUCUCUGCAGUUUCCUGUAUCCGUUUCAGACCCUACCAGAAUGGUGAUAGAGACUGGCUGAGCAUCGAAUCCAGGAAUGGCUGCUACUCCUACGUGGGGCGUCAGGGUGGUGGACAGGUCGUCUCUCUGGACCGUAUGGGUUGUGUGUACCACAACACCGUCCAGCAUGAGCUGCUCCAUGCCCUCGGUUUCAACCAUGAACAGACUCGCUCUGACAGAGACAACUACAUCAGAGUAUAUUGGGAAAACAUCAUUUCAGGAAUGGAGCAUAACUUUGACAAGAUCAACACCUUGAACCAGGGAACUCCUUAUGACUACAACUCUGUGAUGCAAUAUGAGAGGUAUGCCUUCUCCAAGAACAACCUCCCCACCAUGGUGCCCAUUCCAGACAGCAAUGUGUCCUUAGGCCAGGCCACCCAGAUGAGCCAGAAUGACCUUGCUAGGCUGAACCGCCUGUACAAAUGCUAACUAUGUGUGACCUGGCAUCAUAUUGUGCAGAAGAAGCAGCCAAGGAAUUCAGGCAGGAGACGGUCUGAGCUGCCUGUAACAAUAAACCUGCAUCUGAUGGCUGCCUGUCUGACUAAGCUAAGAACACCGGAAGAGAUGUCACUUAAUUUUGAAUAGUUUUCCCCCAAUGUGAAAAUUCUUAAAUUAUGCAAUAAACAAUAAAGUAAUUUCAAUUGCUUCUGGAUAGAAAA